AUGUCAACGGGCGCUCCUGUGUCCAGUGUGGAUACAAUUUCUCCCACAUUGUCGACACAGGGUCAUUAUAAGCCCACUCCUAGCCGUGGUCAUUCACGCUCCAAACGCUGGUCGCAGGGGCCGAUCUCCUAUUCUGCGUCUGAUGCAGCUUCCACUCAACAAUCGUCUCAACCAUUGACUGGACCGACAGACGUCAACGGGAAUGCAUCGAGCUCGUCGCAUGGACAUCAACAUUCGCACUCACACUCUUCAAGUCAUGGCGAACCGUGGGGAAAAUUCGACCACGCCAAUGGUCUUCACACACACAUAUCGAAACAUAGCCAUUCUGGUAGCGUAACGGGGCUGGUGCCAGAUACGCCUAUCGUAUCGUCCAACCCCGAGUCAUUGAGGACAGGAGUACUUGCUGGGAUCGCGGUUCUCGCCUCUAGGUUUGAGGAUAGACAGUUGCGCUUGGUGAUGCAAGCCCAUAACCAUCAUCACCAUCACCACACUCAUUCCAUUGAUGAUGCGUCCAACAUCACGAAGCUUAUCCUCCGCUAUAGUGAACCGUAUCCUCUACUGUAUAGCAUUCUCAAAGAGAGUGACUCUCGUCGCAUCUUCUAUUUCAUGACUCUCAAUUUUGCGUUCAUGCUCGUGCAGCUAUCCUACGGAUUUCUCACAGGGUCGCUGGGACUCCUCAGUGAUAGCAUCCAUAUGUUCUUUGACUGUCUCGCGCUUGUUGUUGGCCUCUGCGCCGCCGUUAUGAGUAAAUGGCCACCCAGCGCAAGAUUCCCUUAUGGAUAUGGCAAAGUAGACACACUGUCUGGGUUUGCUAACGGCGUUUUCCUCAUGAUCAUCAGUAUCGAGAUCAUCUACGAAGCGGUGGAAAGGUUAUCAUCGGGCAGCCAGAUGCACCGUAUCGGAGAGCUCUUGGUGGUCAGUGCUGCCGGCCUCGCCGUGAAUCUUGUGGGUAUCAUGGCAUUCGACCAUGCGCACCACAGACAUGACCAUGGCCAUGAUCAUUCGCAUGACAAUGAGAACAUGCACGGGAUCUUUCUCCACAUUCUCGCCGAUACCCUUGGCUCCGUCGCCGUUGUGAUAUCGACCAUUCUCGUACACUACUCUGGCUGGUCAGGGUACGACCCCAUCGCGUCCUGCAUGAUUGCCAUCUUGAUUUUUGCCUCUGCAGUGCCGCUAGUCAGCAGCACGGCCAAGAAACUGCUCCUCACACUUCCGGCCGACGUCGAAUAUAAUGUUCGCGAGACGCUAGCUGGCGUUAGCACCUUGCGGGGUGUUGUAGGGUAUACCGUUCCCAAAUUCUGGCUCGACGAUACGGCAAAAUCGGACCACGACCACGGCUGCAGCCACAGCCACAGCCACAGCCACAGCCAUAACCAUAGCCAUCACGACCACGAUCACGGUCAUGAACACAGUCAUAACCACAGUCAUGGUCAUGGUCACGACCACAGUCACAAUCACAACCACUCCCACAGCCACAGCCACUCGCACUCCCAUUCCCACUCCCACAGCCACGACCACGACCACGCACACGAAAAGUCCAACCCCAAUGUUCUGGGCGUAAUCCAUGUCAUCGCGUCUCGCAGCUCCGACCUUGAAGACGUGCGCCAACGGACCGUCGAUUUUCUCCGAGAAAAAGGCAUGGAUAUUCUGGUCCAAGUAGAACGAGAAGGUGACGGACGAUGCUGGUGCGGAGGUGGAGGGAACAAGAGCUCCUAA
Messenger RNA from Aspergillus oryzae RIB40, 1716 nucleotides. RefSeq names its product metal cation transporter MSC2. Gene Ontology annotation, molecular function: zinc ion transmembrane transporter activity. The transcript has 4 exons. The record is from RefSeq and is a predicted model, not a curated record. Gene Ontology annotation, biological process: transmembrane transport; intracellular zinc ion homeostasis; zinc ion transport. Lineage: Eukaryota; Fungi; Ascomycota; Eurotiomycetes; Eurotiales; Aspergillaceae. Gene Ontology annotation, cellular component: Golgi apparatus; membrane. Bases 1 to 1716 code for a protein of 571 amino acids.